This is a messenger RNA of Monomorium pharaonis (pharaoh ant), 3256 nucleotides long. RefSeq names its product dynein assembly factor 5, axonemal (gene RhoGDI). The transcript has 6 exons. Gene Ontology annotation, molecular function: dynein intermediate chain binding. Lineage: Eukaryota; Metazoa; Arthropoda; Insecta; Hymenoptera; Formicidae. Gene Ontology annotation, biological process: outer dynein arm assembly; cilium movement; inner dynein arm assembly. The record is from RefSeq and is a predicted model, not a curated record. Bases 575 to 3148 code for a protein of 857 amino acids. Gene Ontology annotation, cellular component: cytoplasm.
UUAAUAUUGUGUGUGUGUGUGUGUGUGUGUGUGUGUGUGUGUAGUUUAGAUUUAUAUGAAAUAAUUAAAAAAUAUUGUUUUUCUGUACCAUUUUUUUUACAUAAAUGAAAUUUUAAUCUACAAAAGAAAGUUAAUGUUGAAGUUUAUGUAUUUUAAAAAUAACUAGUUAAAAUUGCAAAUUAAUUCGUUUAACUUGUUAAGCUUCGUUAUUUAAUCUUUAACUUUUUAACUAGUUGUUUAUAUGUAUUUAUAUGUAUAUAUAAAUAUUUAUACUUAUAUUUAUAUAUUAUAUAUAUAUAUUUAUUUAUAUGUAUUUAUAAAUAUAUACUACAUUUUAUAUGUAUUUAUAAAUAUAUACAAUUUUAGUAAUGUAUUAUUAAUAAAAAUAGCAAGUUAUAAAAAAAAAGAUCAUAUUUAUUAACUUGGAUUCCAAAUGAGAGUAUGUUGCUAUGGAGACAUAAAGUGUUUAAAUCGAUGAUCGAUGGUUUCCUUUGUAUACGCUUCAAAGUUCAUAUAAAAGAUUUGUAUUUCUAUAUCAUUGUUAAUUCUAAGAUAGAAAUCCAUUUCAGAUAAUAUGGCGUUAAAUUUUGAAUUAAACAAAAUUAUUAUCUCGUUGCAAGUAGACGAGAAAAAUCAUCGAAAGCAAGCACUAGAGAAAAUAUUAGAAAAUAUAUCUCGGAAAGAAGUAGUAGAUAGAUUGAAUGAACUGGUUAAAAUAUGGGAAUGUACACAUCGAAUCCUAAUUAAAAUCAUGAAUGAUAAAAGGGAGACAUGCAGAGAUCUAACUGUAGGAAUAUUGAAGAUAUUUCUAGAAGCUCUACCUCCUGAUGACAGACACAUAAUUUAUAUUAUACCAAUAAUGUCCAGACGACUAAGCACACAGGAAUUGAUAGAGCCAUCAGAAGAAGUGCGUCUGAAAUGCAUCUCCCUUUUGCGAACAAUAAUUUUGAAGUAUAAGGACUUAUUGAUGCAGUAUAUUCAAGAUGUGACGGGAAUACUGGCACGUACUGUCAUGGAUAAUUGUCCAAAUGUGAAAAAGGAGAGUUGCAAGUGCAUAUCGGAUUACGCAAAGACUCUAUCAAAGAAUUUAUAUUCACAGUCGGAGUAUCUAAUAAAACCAAUCUUGAGCAAUUUUACUCAUCAGCACUACAAAGUUCGGCUUGCCGCCGUUGAAGCGAUAGGCGAUGUGAUUCAGUACGGAAAUAGCAAGUUAAUAGAAGAAGUAGCAACUUUUUUGACACAGAGACUCUUCGAUCAGAAUGGAAAUGUCAGGAAAGCUGUAAUUCAAGUCUCUGGCCGAUGGUUGAGUGACCUACCUAAUAGAUGUGGAUGGUGGCACAAACUUCUUCCUCUGAUUAUGACAGGGUUACACGAUGAGCUUGCAGAAAUUCGUGUAAAAGCGGCGGACAUGUGGGAUGCUGCGGGAAAAUUGUACAUGAAAGAGAAUGAAAACGACGAAAAAUUAAAAAAUAAGAUGGAUUUUCUUACGGAAAACUCGGAACAUUAUCCUCCAGGAAUUUUCAGACCGAAUUUAGGAUGUCGUGUAAUCACACAACAAAAUCUAUUCAAGCUUAUUGGCGGUAUCAGCCUUGAACUUGGAGAUUGGCUGCCUGAUAUACGUGUACGUUCCGCGCAAUUACUUUGUGUACUGAUAUUAAAUGUUGAGGAGGAAGUUACACAGUAUAUUGAAAAGCUUUUGCCGCUUAUGUAUCGAGCUUGUAACGAUGAGGAUAAAAGAGUUGUUGCUUGUAUGGAGGUUGCAGCGCGAUAUCUUGGCUAUUUCGUAAAACCCAAGAUUUUCUACCACUUAGUUCUUCCUACUUUGGACGAAACUCUAACAAUCGGACAUUUGCGUGUCUUCGCGGCAAUCAUCAGCGGUAGCGAACGGACAGCUUUAUCGCAACAGUUAGACAUGAUUGCAAACUUCUUGCAGCAGCCGAAUAUUUGUCGGAACAAGGAGAGCAACUAUCAACGUCAGAUAUUGUCUUGCUGUAAUUCCCUUCUCGUAGUUUGUAAAGAGGAUUGUAUGGAGAAUACGCAAGGUUUAUUUACUGCAAUAUUCAGCGUAUAUGCAAUGAGCGCGGAUCCCUUUAUUCAUGAGGAAACAGAUAGACUUUUGGAGGUACUAGUCAACAUAAACUUGCUAAAUGACAUCGAAGAACUCUUCUGUAAUCACGUGAGACAGCUGAUAAUAUCGAUUCACGAUGAUUGUGCUUCGUGGACGGUUUGCAAUGCAGAGUCACAAAUUUUUUGUGCCUGUCUGAGUCGUGCUGGAGUCGCCAUGUCAUGUAACAUGGACCUAGUACUGACUGUUUUGGAAAAAACCAUGAGCAAGGAUGCUGAUCCCGAGCUAAAGCUGCGGCAUUUUAUUCUACUCUCGGAGUAUUUUUUAAACAAUCCAAAUUUAUAUCAUCAUAUUAAGGAUCCACGUACAUUUGUAAGUAAGAUCAUCGAGAAAUUGAUCGUGCCUGGACUUAUUUGGGCGGCUGGUAGAGCAGCUGAGGCCAUUCGAACGGCCACUGUUUCCUGUCUCUGCGCCGUUCUACAAAACAAAAUAAUUAAUCCUGAUAACAAAGAUGAAAUUAAUGAAGCAAAGUCGUCUGUGAAUGAAGAAAAUAAGAAAUCUAGAAUGUUUAUUACAACGGAACAGUUUUUGUUUAUCUUUGACAAGAUCGCACCUGUUCUGGUCAGUCUGAUGGACGACAAAGCAAAGAAGACUCGUCUGUAUUCCAUGCGUGCUAUUUGUUUAUUAAUAAUAAUCGGACAGAAGUUAUCCUGUCUAAACGACGAGCACAUCCAUUGCACAUAUCCGAUAAUAUUAAAGAGACUUGACGACGGCUGCGAUGACAUUCGCUACGCUGCGGUGGAAGCACUUAUGGAUGUGUGGAGUGUAUCGUCCAAAAAUUAUGACACUGUCAUCAGUAAAUGUCACAUCGAUACCUUGUACACCACGAUGAUUAUUCAUCUUGACGAUCCGGAAUCCCACUUUCAAGAGAUAAUGUUAGAUGCAUUAAAGCGCACUGCGAAGAUCUAUCCUGAGCUACUGCAUCAAAAGUUGCAUAACUGUCGACCGAAUUUCAGGAACAAAGCAGCAAUAGACGCAAUUUUGGAAUAUUGCCAGAAUAUGUUCAAACAGGAAAUUUUUUAAAUCUUUUUAACAAGUAAACACUUUUGUAAUCCAAUAAAAUAUUGCAUGCGUUUUGAAAGAAUUGUAAUCUUUAGAAAACAGUUUUCUAAAUUUCAUGAUUUUUUUAUA